AUGGCAACGCUGACAACAUGUGGUGGUUCUGCCGUAGACAACCAUGACCAUGGGCAGGCGCUAGACGCCGAAGCGAGCAAAAACACUCCUAGAGAAUCGCUGGAGUUUGGCGACUUCACUCUCGUAGCCUUGACUCCUCCUCAGACAAGUCAGUACUUAGACUUUCUUCAGCUACCGGCACCGGUAAAGCCUGACCUGCAAAGCCUCGACUCAUAUAUCUCAGCACACCUCGAGCGAAUAUCUUUUCAAGGAGUCGACACGUUCCUUGGCAACUUCGAGCCUCUGACUGCCGACGCCGUAUUUUCCAAGGUCGUGAAGGAACGUCGUGGUGGCAACUGCUUCGAACUGAACUCUCUGUUCGCUCGUCUCUUGCUGGCCCUCGAUUAUAAGGUUCGGGUUCGCUGUGCCAGGAUCCGCUGGGCAGUUCCAGAGGACGUCCCGCCAGCGCCAGUUGAUCACAUGGUGCUCUACGUUAAUGUAUCCGACAACAAAGGCCAAGAAACCCCGUACUUGGUAGAUGUAGGCUUUGGAGGACCUUGUCCUCGCCGCGCCUUACCUCUCCACGGAGAUGCAGCGCCCUAUCGUCUGCGCGUACUUGAUAGCGAUUGGGCAAAGCCUAUUGAAGUGUCUAUCCUCAGCCAACAAGAACAUGGCCAAAGGUCCCGCUGGUUUCCACUGUAUCAAGUUUUCGCUUACUCGCACGAGUGGCCGGACUUUAUGGACAAAUCGUGGUACUUUGCCACGUAUCCUGGUCUCGUCUUCCAAGAAGUCUUAGCAGUCAGCCGUUAUGAAGGAGACUUGUGGCUCACUCUGCGCAACCGCUGCUUCACUCGCCGACGCUGCACGUCCUCUGGAAUCGGAGAAGUGGAAGAACGUCGGGUCGUCGACAAUAUCCGUGAUCUGCAUUCUUUGCUGGAUAAUGAGUUCCGACUUAAACUCAAACCGAAUAUGGACGAGAAAUUGCGUCUGAAACUGCAACUCCGGUAA
Molecule: messenger RNA, 987 nt
Organism: Rhipicephalus microplus (southern cattle tick)
Lineage: Eukaryota; Metazoa; Arthropoda; Arachnida; Ixodida; Ixodidae
Product: arylamine N-acetyltransferase-like
Source: RefSeq, a predicted model, not a curated record